AUGGCUUCUAAACAGAAACAGAGAGAGCCGUUCUGGCUGGGCGGUGCUGCUGCUUGCAUGGCAGUGUGCUUCAUCUUUGACGCAGCUAUUCAUCCCGUUCUCAGCACUAACACCCACAGUCGCAUGCAAGUGUUGAAAUCAAAGACGUCUAUGCUCAACGUUUUAUACCGAUUUGCAGCUCGAGAUGGCAUCCCCUCUCUUUGGACUGGUCUGUCCGCCUCCAUCCUUCGUCAAGGAACAUACUCGACCGCCCGCUUCGGCUUCCACACUUACUUCUCCGACAAACUCCUCAACUACACUGGCGCAAAGAAGCUUUCAGUAACACAGAACAUUGCUUGCGCAGGCGUAGCUGGUGGUGUUGCUGGUCUCGUUGGUAACCCUGCCGAGGUCAUCCUUGUGCGGAUGUGUGCCGAUGGAGCAAAGGCGCCAGCCCAGCAAUUUCAGUAUUCCAACGCGAUUGACGCUUUGGCGAGAGUCUACAGAGAUGAGGGAAUGGGAGCCUUCUGGAAGGGCCUCACACCCAAUAUCGCGAGAAGUGUUUUGAUGAAUGUGUCGCAGAUAGCUACAUACUCUUCUGCGAAGCAAUAUCUGACUGGCCACCUUGGUUUCGGAGACGACACCAAGACCCAUGCCAUCUCAUCCCUGAUGGCCGGUACAAUGGCCACAACACUCUGCGCCCCGGCAGACGUCUUGAAGAGCCGAAUUCAAUCAAGCGCCGGAAAAGAAGGUCUCCUCCAAGUCCUCCGCUCCGGUCUUCGAGAAGAAGGCGCCCUGUUCCUCAUGAGAGGCUGGACACCCGCGUGGCUACGCCUAACGCCGCAUACUGUUUUGACGUUUGUGUUUAUGGAGAAGCUUCGAUACCUUACAUCUUUUGGGAAUAACUGGCUGGGUGCUGGAAUUCGCUCAGCUGAACGGGAGACUCUGCGUUGA
Fusarium keratoplasticum is the source of this 930-nucleotide messenger RNA. RefSeq lists its product as uncharacterized. The transcript has 7 exons. Lineage: Eukaryota; Fungi; Ascomycota; Sordariomycetes; Hypocreales; Nectriaceae. The record is from RefSeq and is a predicted model, not a curated record. Gene Ontology annotation, molecular function: malate transmembrane transporter activity; thiosulfate transmembrane transporter activity; sulfate transmembrane transporter activity. Gene Ontology annotation, biological process: thiosulfate transport; phosphate ion transmembrane transport; malate transmembrane transport. Bases 1 to 930 code for a protein of 309 amino acids.